Molecule: messenger RNA, 399 nt
Organism: Opisthorchis viverrini
Lineage: Eukaryota; Metazoa; Platyhelminthes; Trematoda; Opisthorchiida; Opisthorchiidae
Exons: 3
Coding region: 1-399 (132 amino acids)
Source: RefSeq, a predicted model, not a curated record
AUGCCUGAGCUGAAUCAGACACACUGGUCACCAGCAUGUAUUCAGUUUAACCAACGCGAAAUCACAAGUGAAGUGCCUACGUGGGUUUCUCCCAUUUCCAGCAAACAUGUCCCAAAACCGGUUACAACACCAAAUCGUCCAUCCAAAUUUAUUGUCCACCUGCCUAACCUGCAUAACAUAACGAAACUUCACAACUUCUCGGAAGGAAGUGCACUCUCCUCAGAUUCGGUUCUUCGGGCAGCAACGGCGUGGAGUUUCGAUUGGGAACGAGAUAUUAGUCCCCCAGAGAGUAGCAAAUCCCGUGCACUGGAAGAUGUUUCGCCAGUUGGCGUGCCCAGUUCGCCGGCUGGCCACCAAUAUUCCAGUGCUAAACGAGCGUGUAGUUUCGAUCCCGGGUGA